AUGAGCGAUCUCCACGAGGCGCCGCUCCUGGAGCUGCUGCGCCGCCGCUUCGGCAGGGGCGCCAUCUACACGUGGGCUGGCGAGGUGCUCCUGUCCGUCAACCCAUUCGAGAACAUCCCUCGCCUGCACGCCCUCCCCGGAUGGACCUCCGCCGUGGCCGCUGCCGCAAACUCAUCCUCUCCUGCCCCGCACAUCUUUGCUGUGGCAGAGCGAGCCUGGCAAAGCGCCACCUCUGCCGGCGCGGACGUGGCAAUCAUCGUGAACGGUGAGUCCGGAGCCGGCAAGACGGAGGCGUGCCGUCAGGUGCUGCGGUACGUGAGCCGCUGCAGUGCAGAGUGCAGAGUGGCGAGGCUUGAGGCGGCCGUGCUCGACACGGCUUGCGUGCUCGAGGCGUUUGGCAACGCGCGCACUGUGCGCAACGACAACUCGAGCCGCUUCGGCAAGCUCACUUGCCUCCGUGUGGCGCGCAGCGGCGCGAGCGGCGUCGUCGCCGGCUGCCGCAUCAAGACGCUGCUGCUCGAGCGCUCGCGCGUCGCGACGCACGCCCAUGGCGAACGCUCCUUCCACAUCUUCUACUGGCUCCUCGAGGCGAAGGGGCUGGACCCCGCCUCAUUCACGAUGCUGAAUGCCGCAACAGAGGCCGCAGCAGAGGCCUCCGCAGAGGAGGGCGGCGCCUCGGCCGCCUCGGCCGCCAACGCUGACGCCUCGAAGUUGGCCGCGGUGGAGGCGGCGCUGUCGGCGCUCGGCUUCUCCGCCGAUGACAUCGCCGGCGUGUGGAGCACGCUCCUCGGCCUGCUCGAGCUCGGCAACGUGCGCUUCGCCGCUGCCGACCAGGGCGGUGACCAGGGCGGUUCGGUGGUCGACGAGUCGGCGCCGCUCGAGCGGGCGGCGGCGGCGCUCGGCAUCGAGGCGGGCCUGCUGGAGACAGCCCUCACCCAGCGCACGCACAGGGCGGCGGCCGGGCGCGGCUCGAUUCACUCGAUCCCGCUCGCUGCGUGGGAAGCGGCCGAGGCGCGCGACGCGCUGACGCGCCACCUCUACCAGCACGUGUUCGACUUCCUCGUCGCGCGGCUCAACGCGCACCUCGACCCGCCCGCCAAAGGCGGUGAGGAGGCGCGCUCCCUCAUGCUGCUCGACAUCUACGGCUUCGAGGACGUCGGCUCCAACUCGCUCGAGCAGCUGCUCAUCAACUAUGCCAACGAGCUGCUGCAGCGCCUCUUCAACACGCACGUCUUCGAGCGCGAGGCAGCCCUCUACAAGGCGGAGGGCAUCGACGCCGCCGCCGUCUCCUACACGUCCAACGACGCCGUCCUCGCCCUGCUGUCUGCGGCGCCGUGCGGCCUGCUCCCCCUCCUCGAGGAGCAGGGCCUGCUCGGCGAGCGCGGCUCAUCCGACAACUUUGCGCUCGAGGUCUUCCGCCACCACGGGCAGUCGCGCCACGUCGGCAAGCCAAAGCGGCUCUCGGCCAAGGAGGACGGCGAGCGGGUCUUUGUUGUGCGGCACUUUGCAGGCGGCAUCUCUUACGACUCGCGCCGCUUCGUCGAGAAGAAUGUCGAGGCGCUGCACGGCGACCUCCACAGCCUGCUGCCGCGGCUCGCCGGCUACGCGCGGGUUGUGCUCGACACGACGAUGCCCGCCCCGGCGACGCCGCGCUGGUUCCGUGCGCGCUCCAACUCCAACGCGGCGUCCGCGACCACCGCCAAGAUCCGCGGCAGCUUUGGCAUCUCCUCCACCUUCCGUAGCCAGGCCAACGCGCUGCUCGAGACGCUCCAGAGCGGCACGCCGCACUUUGUGCGCUGUCUCAAGCCGAACAGCGCCCAGGCCGCCGCCGACUUCGACUCCGCCCUCGUGCUCGCGCAGCUGCGCUCGCUCGGCGUGCUGGAGACGGUCCGCAUCCGGCGCGAGGGCUUCCCCGUCCGCACCGACUUCGCCGAGGUCUGGGCUGACUGUGCGCUGCUCGCGCCGCACGCCGCGCCUCUCCCGCCACGGGAGCGGGCGGAGGCGGUCCUCGAGCGGCUCCCGGCGGCGAUGUGGCGCCUCGGGCACACAAAGGCCUUCCUGCGUGACGGCGCGCUCGAGCUGCUGCGCGCCGAGGCUGCGAGUCUGCGCACUGGCCGCGCCACCGCCAUCCAGGCCAUGAUUCGCCGCAAACGCGCAGGCUCGCAGCGCGCGGCCCGGGCGGAGGCGCGGCGCGAGGAGCUGCGAGCCGUUGCCGCGGUGUCCGUCCAGCGGUACGCGCGGCGCAGGGCCGCGCUGGGCCAGAGACAGGCGCUGCUCGACCAGCGCGCGGCAGCCUCCCGGGCGGUGCAGGCGGCGGCCCGGAGGCGCAUGGCCGCGGGAGAAGCCGACCGACGCCGGGAGGCGCGCGAUCGGCAGCUGGCGGCGCUCUUCGUGCAGAGGCUAGCCCGCGGGCGCAUGGCCGGGAGGGAAACCAAGCAGCGGCGCGAGGCGCGCGACCGGCAGCUGGCGGCGCUCUACAUCCAGAGGCUAGCCCGAGGCCGCUCAGCCCGCAAGCUGUGGCGCUCCGCGAUGCUGCUGGCCCAGCGCGGGCAGGCGAGCCAGCGCCAGUUUCGCUUCCGGGCGGUGAUGGCGAGCCGGCGCCAGUUUCGUCACGUGCUCAAGCCGCACGAGCUGGUGAUGAUGGCGGCGGUCGUGCGGCGCGACGAGUACACCGGCAAGGUCUCGCUUGGCCGCUGCCUCAAGGUGUCGCACCGGCAGGCGCUCGUCUUCACCUCUGCGGGACGCCUCCUCUGCACCGGCGUCGACGCGCGCUCCGUCGAGUGGGAGCAAGAGUGGUCGCCACGGCUGUCGGUGGUGAUGACGGGCGGCCGGGACUUUGGCGUCACCGAGCUGCGUGCGGGGCACCGGGUCUCCAUCGACGGCGUCGUCUCGCGGCCCGAGCUCAACGGCAGGAAGGGCGUCGCGAAGCGCUUCAGCGAGGCGACGGGGCGCUUCACCGUCUCCCUCGCCGACCCAUCUGACCGGGGCGAGGAGGUCGAGCUUCCGCCGGCCAACCUGGCCGUCCGCGCCGCCGACGCGCCCAAGGACUGCACGAAGUUCGUCGAGCUGCUCGGCGCGGCGGAGCGGUGGAGGUCGAUCAUGAGCCACGACAGCGAGGAGGCGACGCAGACGCUCAUCGACAAGGCCUCGGCGUCGGAGGCGUGCGAGCCGUCGCAUAUGCUGCGCAUGCAGGGCGAGCUGACCAAGCGCUCGCUCUCGGGCAAGCCCGGCAAGGCGAGCGACCGGUGGCAGAGGCGGUGGAUCGUGCUGCAGGGGCGCACCAUCUACUGGUUCAAGGGGAGCGAGGUUCCAAAGGGGCAGCUCGAGCUCGUCGAGGGCUCGCGCGUGUGCGAGUACGAGCAGGAGGACGCGGCGGACGCGGCGCUGCACCCCUUCACCUUGCUCGUCUCGACCGCCGCGCUGAGGCGUGCCGGCGUGCCGGGGCUGCUGCUGCAGGCGCCCGCCGCCGAGGUGCGCGCCGAGUGGAUCCGGGCCGUCAGCGAGGCGCUGCCAGAGGAGCCGGUCGGGCCGCUCGCCGACUCGGACCCGCUGACCGCGUCUGUCGCGGGGAAGCUGCCCGCGGUCUUCCACCAGGCGACGGUGACGGGGCGGCUGCACAAGCGCGCGCUGCGCCACUCGAGCGAGCGCUGGACGGCGCGCUGGUGCGCGCUGCACGGCAAGACCAUCUACUGGUUCAGCGGCUACUACAAGCUCAAGGGGUCGAUGGAGCUGACGCGCGGCACGCGGCUGCGCGACCUGGCGGGCUCGCGACCUGGCGCGCACGCGUUCGCCGUCUCGACGCCUGAGAUGGAGCGCGCCGGGCUCUUCCUCGGGCUACAGGCGUCCUCGGACGCUCAGAAGCGGGAGUGGAUGAACGCCCUCGGCGCGGCGGUGGAGUCUCUCUCCGCAGUGGCUCAGCUGUGAGCAUGUGUACGGCUCGGUAGCCACGUGUAUGCUGUAUCGGUUUUACACACUGGCUGUGCAAACUCUUCAGACUC
Molecule: messenger RNA, 3998 nt
Organism: Emiliania huxleyi CCMP1516
Lineage: Eukaryota; Haptophyta; Isochrysidales; Noelaerhabdaceae
Exons: 6
Coding region: 1-3924 (1307 amino acids)
Biological process (GO): actin filament organization; vesicle transport along actin filament
Cellular component (GO): actin cytoskeleton; cytoplasm; myosin complex
Molecular function (GO): microfilament motor activity; ATP binding; actin filament binding
Source: RefSeq, a predicted model, not a curated record